Molecule: messenger RNA, 1869 nt
Organism: Spea bombifrons (plains spadefoot toad)
Lineage: Eukaryota; Metazoa; Chordata; Amphibia; Anura; Pelobatidae
Product: keratin, type I cytoskeletal 19-like
Exons: 8
Coding region: 13-1317 (434 amino acids)
Molecular function (GO): structural molecule activity
Source: RefSeq, a predicted model, not a curated record
UCUGAGACCAACAUGAGCCACUCAACUUCUGGAUCUCUCAUGGGAGGCCACCAUUAUGGUAGCCAUCACUCCAAGGCUUCCAGCUACAUCGCUCCAGUACAUUAUGGAAGUUCUCACAAAAGCCACCAACAGAAUAGCUGUGCUCCACAUCACAGCGGCCACUACAAAGCUGCCAGCCUUCAUGGAGGAAGCAAAAAAGUGUCCUUUUCCAGACAUUCUACUAUCGGCCAUGACCGUGGCCAUGGAGUCCUAAGUGUACAUAGUGGUCAUGGAAAUCAUCACAAGAGCUCAGGCAGCCAACAUGCCGGGAACCAUCAUGGUCUGCUCAAUAUCAACGAGAAGGAAACCAUGCAGUUUCUGAAUGGGAGGCUGGCUUCUUACCUGGAGAAGGUCCAUUCAUUGGAACAAGAGAAUGCAGCGCUAGAGAGGAAGAUUUGUGAAUGGUAUGCAAACAAUGCCCCUAACUCCCUCCCUGACUCCAGCCAGUACUUCAGGACAAUCCAGGAGCUCCAGGGCCAGGUUGCUUCCGCCACUGUGGAUAAUGCAAGGAUUGUUCUUCAAAUAGACAAUGCCAAGCUGGCUGCCGACGACUUGAGAAGCAAGUAUGAGAUGGAAGUCAGCUUGAGGACCAGUGUGGAGUCCGAUAUCUGUGGCUUACGCAGAGCCCUUGAACAGCUUAACGGCGAGUUGCAGGCCUUAGCAGCGGAAGUUCAAUGCCUCCAACAGGAAAUCCAACAACUGAAGAAUAACCAUCAGGAGGAGGUGAACGCUCUGCAAGCCCAGUUGGGCGCCAGAGUCAACGUGGAAAUGAAUGCCGCUCCAUCCGUUGAUCUGAACAGAGUCUUGUCUGAAGUCAGAGAAGAGUAUGAGAACCUGAUGGAGAGGAACCUGAGGGAGGUCGAGAACAUUUUCAGGCAAAGGACCGCGGAACUGGAUCGUGAAGUAUCUUCUGGAGCAGAACAAAUGCAGUCAGUUAACAAUGAGCUCAUUGAUCUGAAACGUUCAGUACAGUCCUUGGAGAUUGAGCUUCAGAGUCAACUAAGUCUGAAAUCCGCUCUUGAAGGCACCUUAGCAGAGACGGAAGCCACCUUUGGGUCCCAGCUCUCCCAGUUACAAGGCUUGAUUGAUAACGUUGAAGCUCAGCUGGCACAGAUCAGAUCUGACCUGGAACGCCAGAACUACGAAUACCAGCUUCUCAUGGACCAGAAGACUCAUCUAGAGAAAGAAAUUGCCACCUACAGACGUCUCAUAGAUGGGCAUAACAUCCAUUUUUCAGCACACCCUGUUUCAGAAGUGUCUCAUCAGAAGACCUGUUAAGGAAUCCACUGCUGGUUCCUGAAUUGUUAAGGUUCUCGUCCACUCAGUGGGUCAUCAGGAGUAACUUCAUGGAAUGAACAACUCUGGAACACAAGUCGUGUGUCCUGUAUUGCGUUUUUUAGUGUCUUUCUUUUCUGUCUGAGGCUUUCUAUCUCCUUCUUCCAUUAACUAAGAUGGAUUAUGGCAAGUGAUAAAUCUGAAUGCAAAAAUAUUAAUGUACAAGUACCAGCGAUCAAUUCAAGUAGUUCCCAUCUUUGUAGGAUGACAGAGUUGGUCUGUUGGAACCUGAGUUUUAGGUUCCAACCUGGGUUAGGCUGUCAUGACAUUUGGUUUGGGCCCAUUAUGCCUGAAAAGCCCCUGGAAUGAUUUGUAUUUUAUUCUAGAAAUAAUUGCAUCUGAUAGGCACCAUUUCAGCUGCGGCCUGUUCAUAUCUACCGUGUCUAAUUCACAUGAUAGAAAGGAAAUGGACUGUAUUGUCAAAUUCUGGCUCUUUCUCUGUUUUUUUUCAUUGAACUUCUUUCAAAAUAAACUUUGACUUUGUCUAAUGCAAAA